Dichotomopilus funicola is the source of this 2796-nucleotide messenger RNA. RefSeq lists its product as uncharacterized. The record is from RefSeq and is a predicted model, not a curated record. NCBI's taxonomy places the organism in Eukaryota, Fungi, Ascomycota, Sordariomycetes, Sordariales, Chaetomiaceae. Gene Ontology annotation, cellular component: nucleus. The coding region runs from base 1 to 2796 and encodes 931 amino acids. Gene Ontology annotation, molecular function: histone binding; protein heterodimerization activity. The transcript has a single exon.
AUGGAAUCCCCAAGCAAGCGCCCACGAUUCGGCCCCGCGCCCUUCGAAACAACCGAGCGCAUCCCCAUAAACAGCCCCCAUUCUCACCACCAUUCUUACCACCCCCACAACCACAACCCCUUUCCCACCAGCAGCCACCCAACCGACGACCUCUCCUCCGACGACCCAGAAGCCGACGAACUCACCGAGCGCCCGGAAACCAUCAACGCCCGGCGCGACCCCAACGCCAAACUCGAACGGUCGCGCGCACGCGCCGCUUUUAAGCUGAAAUCGGCGUUUGAGCGCAUCUUUGAUAAGUACGGGCGGGAUUUCACCGGCGUGGGGGAUGAGAUUGAUUUGAGGACAGGGGAGAUUGUGGUGGAUAAUGGGCAUUUAGAGGGGAUGAGGGUGGGAAGGGGGGAGUUGGGGGGUUCUGUGGACGAGGAUGAGGGGGAGGUUGAGGGGGGGAGUGAUGGGGGGAGUGAAGGGGGGGAUGAUGCUGUGAUGCCUUCGUCGCCGUCUGCUUAUAUCAGGGCUGCUCCCCCGCUGGGAGUUGGGGGAAGUGGGUUUGGUCAUUGGGGGCCGGGGCCGGGGCCAAUGCCGGGGGGACCACCACCGCUGGGAUAUCAGAGCAUGAUGUACCACCCGGACUACACCGUACCUGGCGAUGGACCGAUGCAGUACGGCACGCCAGCUCCCGCACCCGCGACGGACCCUGCCUGGCUCACCCCAGAGCUUCCUUUGUUGCCAGCUAGGAAUACGCAGACAUCCGGGGCCCGGUCCAGCACGGCCAGAAAAAAGACUGCGCGCCUCUCUCUGAGCGUCGCUGGGGCUGGAGAUGGAACUGAAGAAGAGGACGACAUGUUUCUGGACCUGGACCCGUCGUCUGUUGGUGGUGAUAAGGAGAAUGGGAAUGGGAUGGCUGUGAAGAAGCAGCUUCUUUUGCCGCGCCCCCCUCCGGAAAAGCAACCGCUCCCGGGGAAGCGGCCCCGUGGGAGGCCCCGUAAGCGGCCUCUGGGGCAGGAUAAAGGCGUUUUGAAGCCUGGGGGAGUCAAGAAGACUGCUGCUAUAACAACGCCACCCAAACCGAAAACAUCCGCUGCGCCAACCAGUGCUAGCGUUAAGCAGAAUAAAACCGGACGGCAGAGCACCCCAACAAAUACCCAAAACUCCACCAGCCCGCCAUCUAAGGACACCGCCGCGCUCGAGCGCGGCCGAAGAAGCCCCAGCUUAUACCUGAGUGUCUCGGACGGAGAGCAGAAACACGCCGAGAAGCCACGGAACCAGACACUUUGUGUCGAAAUAGCAGCUGGGAAGCUGCCUGAUGCUCGCGCAUUUCGACUCUUGACGCCCGAGUUGAGUGAGCAGGACUCACAGCCCUGUCUCGAAGCUGACGUGACAAGAGCAGAAUCGGAAGAAGCACUGGAGAGCGGGCAACCAGCGACUGCGGCCAUCCUGACCGCUAACGACCGGGCCGCGUCUGUUGGAACGGGGUACCGAGAUGCUGCGGGCGAGGUCUUCUCUCGCAAUUUCGUUGACCCGGCCUAUGCCUUCUCGGAUGACGAGGAGCCGGCGGUGUCACGUUUGUCGGCCCGUAAGCCAAAGAAAAACGACACGCCGAAACGCGUAGCAAAGGCUGUGGCUGCCGUAUUGUCUCUAGCGCUAGCGGAGCCCUCUUCUGGACGAGCAGCUUCUCCAACCUUGAGUGUCGGGCUGGAUACCGGCGCGGUAGAUACGGCGAACGACUUACCAGAGCCCCCCGAGCAUCAACAGGCGUCUACGCAGAAACAAACGAGUAAAUCUCAACCACAGGAAACGCCGGCGAGACAAUCUCUAGAACCUCGCACAACAAGUUCGGGGUUUCUCCGGCAGCCACAGAAGAACGAGAUACCCGAAACGUCGCCCAACGUCCAGCUCACCGUCACACCAUCCGUCUCAACUCAUCAACCGCGUUUAUACCCGGAGAUCCAAGCCUCCGACCCUCCAUUACCGGAGGACCAAGAUGCUGCUCAACCCAACAGCCGCGUCAGGGAACCGUCACCCACGCUAACAGAUCCGAACUCACGCCCUGAACCGUCUCCAUCUCUAACCCAACAAACACAACCACAGCCGCCCACACCAAACCCUCACACACCAGUCAAAACCCCCACCCGCGGACGCCCCAAAGGUAGUCGCACAACCUCCACAGCACAAACUAAAACCAACCCAAAACCAACAACAGCCCCUUCCACCACCACCAAAACGACCACGGCCAAAAAACGCAAAUCCGGCAUCUUGUCCCUCCUUAAAACCACCAACACCACCACCGACGGUCUCAACCCCGAUGACGACACAGACGACGACGACCUCUCCUUCCUGACCCCCGCCAAACCUAUCCCCACAACCACCGUCCGGUCCACACCCGCCCAGCACCAUGUCCGUCUCGGGUUGUAUACGGGUCCACGGUCUGGGGCGGGGGGUCUUUUUGGGUCGCCGUCUGGGUCGGCAACAUCGGUAGCCACGACGACAAAGAGACGGAGGAAAUCCGGCGGCGUAUCUGCCUCGGGUGGAUCCGCACUGGGGAAGAAAGCCUCAGUGAGGAAGAACGGUCUAGCUGACGGUGGCCUAUCCACCGGCACACCACAAACGCCACCGUCAAGGAUUAGACACUGGCCGGCGCAUUUGCGCGAGGCUGGGCCGGGGCCUGUCCGUGCGCCCGGCGGUGAUGGUGGUGGAGACGGAGACGGGGAUCUAGUCCAGACGCCUGGGGGUACGAUGAGGCGGUGUGGGGAGGGCGGGUUUAGAUGUGAGAGGGAGUUUUGUUUUAGUUGUUUGUGA